AUGGCUUCCGUUAUUCCCAAAACGAUGCGUGCCGCUGUGGUCCACCAACCGGGCCCUCCCAGCGUCCUCACCCUGAGCAACAUCCCAACCCCAACCCCAACUUCCUCGCAGCUCCUCCUGCACAUCAAAGCCUUCGGCCUCAACCGAUCUGAGCUCUUCACCCGACAAGGCCACUCGCCUGUGAGCGCCGUCCAAUUCCCGCGCGUUCUGGGCAUUGAGGCGGUGGGCCUCUGCGCCCGCGAUCCCAGCGGCACUUACUCGCCAGGCACGCCGCUCGCCGUCUGCAUGGGCAACAUGGGCCGUGGCUAUGACGGCGGCUAUGCCGAGUAUUGCUGCGUGCCGGUGGCGAACGUGCGUCCUCUCUACGCACAGGUGGCGCCCGGGCAGGAGCCGCCGGCGACAACACUCCCGUGGGAGGUGCUGGGCGCGAUGCCCGAGAUGUUACAGACUGCGUGGGGAAGCGUAGCAAAGGCGUUGAAGGUAGCUAAGGGGGAAAAAGUGUUGAUCCGUGGCGGGUCGACGAGCGUAGGACUCGCGGCGGCUGGAAUCUGUAAAGCCGCGGGCGCUCAUGUGCUGGCGACGACGAGGAAAGGGGAUGAGAAGACGAGGAAGCUGUUGGAAGGGUAUGGGGUUGAUGAGGUGGUGGUUGACAAUGGGAAGGUUAGUGAGCAGUUGGGCGAGGAAGGGAAAGUUGAUAAGUGCUUGGAACUGAUUGGCACGGUAACGUUGAGAGACAGCUUGAAGUGUGUCAGGAAAGGGGGUGUGUGUUGUAUGACAGGCAUCGUGGGCAACUCUUGGGCCAUGGAGAACUUCGAACCUAUGGGAGAUAUUCCACCAGGAACGUAUUUAACGGGCUACUCAGGUUCCACGUUGGAGUUUAUGGAAAUGCCUCUCCAGGAGAUGAUCAAGUUGGUUGAGGAUGGAAAGAUGAAGAUACCAAUUGGAAGGGUUUUCAAGCUGGAGCAGAUUGUAGAAGCUCACGAGCUCAUGGAGAAGAACCAGAUGCAGGGGAAAGGAGUGGUGCUGACGGACUGA
Messenger RNA from Cyphellophora europaea CBS 101466, 1035 nucleotides. RefSeq lists its product as uncharacterized. NCBI's taxonomy places the organism in Eukaryota, Fungi, Ascomycota, Eurotiomycetes, Chaetothyriales, Cyphellophoraceae. The transcript has a single exon. The record is from RefSeq and is a predicted model, not a curated record. The coding region runs from base 1 to 1035 and encodes 344 amino acids. Gene Ontology annotation, molecular function: oxidoreductase activity.